Molecule: messenger RNA, 512 nt
Organism: Saprolegnia diclina VS20
Lineage: Eukaryota; Oomycota; Saprolegniomycetes; Saprolegniales; Saprolegniaceae
Product: serine/threonine protein kinase
Exons: 2
Biological process (GO): protein phosphorylation
Molecular function (GO): protein kinase activity; ATP binding
Source: RefSeq, a predicted model, not a curated record
AGAUCUCGGCCGCCGAGUAUACCGAGACCAAGACGGCGCUUGGCGUCGGUGCCUUUGGUGUCGUCGUCCUUGGCAAGUACGAAGGGCAAAAGGUUGCCGUCAAGAAGCUCCGACACGUCAACCAUCUCAAGUCGUUCGAGGCCGAAGUCAACGCCCUCCUUGCGUGUCCGUCGCCGUACCUCGUGCGCCUGGUGGCUAUUGCAGACCGCAACUCCAAGACGCCAGCGCUGCUCUUCGAGUACAUGGACGGCGGCAGCCUUCGGACGCACCUCGACCAGAAGAGUCGCAACGAGCUCACAGCAGCGCACGUGACGAACCUUCAAGUGGCGUGGGUCGUCGCCAGCGCCUUGCUUCAUCUCCAUGCCAAUAAUUUGAUCCACCGCGAUGUCAAGAGCGUCAACGUCCUCUGGAACUCGAGCAACGAGAUCAAGCUUGCCGACCUCGGCUUGGCACGACCCGAGGCAACGAGUAUGACAGUAGCGCCUGGUACACGGCUCUGGAUGGCGCCCGAG